Molecule: messenger RNA, 1813 nt
Organism: Pyrus x bretschneideri (Chinese white pear)
Lineage: Eukaryota; Viridiplantae; Streptophyta; Magnoliopsida; Rosales; Rosaceae
Product: probable serine/threonine-protein kinase PBL9
Exons: 7
Coding region: 361-1617 (418 amino acids)
Biological process (GO): protein phosphorylation
Molecular function (GO): ATP binding; protein kinase activity
Source: RefSeq, a predicted model, not a curated record
AUGAUAUAGAGUGAGAGAUAGGAAAGCCAAAAAACAGAGCGGUAGGAAACGUUGAGCUGAAGAGCGGGACCAGCCCGCCAUUAAUGCAGUACUCUGAGCCUUCCUUCACAGCCCAACCCUCUCUCCAUCACACCAAAAGCUUUUAGUCAACUUGCUCCUGGUCAGAAAAAGUUUUCUGUUCUGUAUAUCUGCUCAUUAGAAAGCAGAAAACCAUAACACUCGAAACCAUAAACAACCCACCUCCCUCUCUGUUAUCUCUCUCUCUCUCUCUCUCUCUCUCUCUGAAUACAUUCCAGUUUUCGAAAAAAAAGAGGUGGAGGGUUUGAGGAAAGCUGGUUGUUUUUUCUAGGGCUAGAAUUCAUGGGGGUCUGCCUGAGCGCCCGAAUCAAAGCUGAGAGCCCUGCAAAUACAGGUUCAAAAUUCGAAAGCAAUGAUGGGAGCCUCAGCGCAAGCAGUAAGGUCUCAUCAUAUACGGCACCUCCAACUCCUCGGAGUGAGGGUGAGAUCUUGCAGUCUUCCAAUCUAAAGAGCUUUAGUUUUAACAACCUCAAAAUGGCCACAAGGAAUUUCCGUCCUGAUAGUGUGUUGGGAGAAGGUGGAUUUGGUUCUGUUUUUAAGGGGUGGAUUGAUGAAAAUUCGUUUACUGCUGCAAAGCCUGGGACUGGCAUAGUUUUGGCUGUGAAACGGCUUAACCAAGAAAGUUAUCAGGGUCACCGAGAGUGGUUGGCAGAAGUGAAUUAUCUAGGACAGCUCUACCACCCGAAUCUCGUGAAACUAAUUGGCUUUUGCUUGGAGGAUGAACACCGACUUCUGGUGUAUGAAUUCAUGCCUCGGGGCAGCUUGGAAAAUCAUUUGUUCAGGAGAGGCUCUUAUUUCCAUCCUCUUUCUUGGAACCUCCGCAUCAAGGUUGCCCUUGGUGCUGCAAGGGGUCUUGCUUUUCUUCACAGUGCUGAAACAAAAGUGAUAUACCGAGACUUCAAGACGUCGAACAUCCUGCUUGAUUCGAACUACAACGCAAAACUUUCCGACUUUGGUUUGGCCAAAGAUGGGCCAACGGGUGAUAAAAGCCAUGUCUCUACGAGGAUCAUGGGUACCUAUGGAUAUGCAGCACCGGAAUAUCUAGCCACAGGUCAUCUAACUGCCAAGAGCGACAUCUAUAGUUUCGGAGUCGUUUUGUUGGAGAUGUUAUCUGGCCGGAGAGCAGUUGACAAGAACCGGCCAUCUGGAGAACACAAUCUGGUGGAGUGGGCUAAACCCUUCCUGGUAAACAAGCGUAAGAUCUUUCGCAUCAUAGACAACCGUCUAGAAGGUCAGUAUUCAAUGGAUGGAGCUCACAAGGCAGGUAUCCUUGCAGCAAGAUGCCUGUCCACAGAAUCCAAGCUCAGGCCAAACAUGGAUGAGGUUGUAAAAACACUUGAACAACUGCCAGAUUAUAAUCCCACCGGAGGCACUCAGAGUAAUGGUCAAAGGAUGCGCAGACGAAGUGCAGACGAUGCUAGCAAGGCCAAGCGUGCAGCAGCAGCAGCAGCAGCAGCAGCUGAUGCGAUAAAGGCAGCUAACGAGGCAAGGAAAACUGUCGCCUAUCCUCGGCCCUCUGCUUCCCCGCUUUACGCUUGAAAAUGGCAAAAGCUGCAAUAUACGAAUGUUCGUCCUGUGGGUGUACAGUUUAUUAUGGCUAAAUGUUAUUCAAAUUUCAACCCUUUCUUGACAAAUUAGGCGAGCUUGUAAAAUGAGCAUUGCCAUGAUGUAUCUUGUUUAUCACCAAAUUGUUACUUUGGCUUGGAAUAGUAGGGAUGCAAGCGCUUUUGUUCGA